ACUGCCGAUAUCUCGCGCAAGCGCAUUCCCUUCGCUUCCGCCCUUCUUCCCUGGUCCCUGAACUCCGUUGGAGUUGGGAGGGUCUCGGUGGCUGCGGAGCCCGUGACAGUGAAGGGGGAAAGCGAUGGCCAUGGCGAUGUCGGACAGCGGGGCGAGUCGCCUGCGGCGGCAGCUGGAAUCGAGCGGCUUUGAGGCGAGACUGUACGUGAAGCAGCUAUCGCAGCAGUCGGACGGAGACCGGGAUUUGCAGGAACACCGACAGCGGAUCCAGGCACUGGCCGAGGAGACGGCGCAGAACCUGAAGCGGAACGUGUACCAGAACUACCGGCAGUUCAUCGAGACCGCGCGAGAGAUCUCCUACCUGGAGAGUGAGAUGUACCAGCUCAGCCACCUUCUCACCGAACAGAAGAGCAGCCUUGAGAGCAUCCCGCUCACCCUGCUCCCCGCCGCUGCCGCUGCUGCUGCGGGUGCCGCCGCCGCCGCCGGGGCCGACGAGGGAGGCGGCGGCUGCCCGGGAGGCCGAGACCACCUUCGAGGCCCGGCCGGCUUCUUCCCGGGCCACGGGGGCGCCGCCCGGGACAACCAGAGUGCGGGGGAAGAAGGCAAGCAGCGGACGCUGACUACCUUGCUGGAGAAAGUGGAGGGCUGCAGGCACCUGCUGGAGACUCCUGGGCAGUACCUGGUCUACAACGGAGACCUGGUAGAGUAUGAGGCGGACCACAUGGCUCAGCUGCAACGGGUGCACGGUUUUCUCAUGAACGACUGUCUGCUGGUGGCCACCUGGCUGCCCCAGCGAAGAGGGAUGUACCGCUACAAUGCCCUCUAUCCCCUGGACAGAUUGGCAGUGGUGAAUGUCAAGGAUAACCCGCCCAUGAAGGACAUGUUCAAGCUCCUGAUGUUCCCUGAGAGCCGAAUCUUUCAGGCAGAGAAUGCCAAGAUCAAAAGGGAGUGGCUGGAAGUGCUAGAAGAAACCAAAAGGGCCCUUAGUGAAAAAAGACGCAGGGAGCAGGAGGAGGCAGCAGCUCCACGGGGCCCACCCCAUGUUUCUUCGCAGACCACAAAUCCAUUUGAGGAUGAAGAAGAAGAGGAAGAACCUACUACUCCUGAAGUUGAGGAAAAAGUGGAUUUAUCAAUGGAAUGGAUCCAGGAGUUGCCCGAGGACCUGGAUGUCUGUAUUGCUCAGAGGGACUUUGAAGGGGCAGUGGAUCUGUUGGAUAAGUUAAACCAUUAUCUGGAGGGCAAGCCAUGCCCCACUCCUGUAAAGGAGCUGAGGGCCAAAGUGGAUGAACGAGUCAGGCAACUCACUGAAGUGCUGGUCUUUGAACUUUCCCCUGAUCGGUCUCUAAGGGGUGGUCCUAAGGCCACUCGAAGGGCAGUUUCUCAGUUAAUACGACUUGGUCAGUGCACCAAGGCUUGUGAGCUGUUUUUGAGAAAUAGGGCAGCAGCUGUGCACACUGCAAUUCGGCAGCUUCGAAUUGAAGGUGCCACUUUACUCUAUAUUCAUAAGUUAUGCCAUGUCUUUUUCACCAGCCUUCUUGAGACUGCCAGGGAGUUUGAGACCGAUUUUGCAAGCUCAAACAGUGGUUGUUACUCUGCCUUUAUUGUUUGGGCCCGGUCAGCCAUGGGCAUGUUUGUGGAUGCUUUUAGCAAGCAGGUGUUUGACAGCAAAGAGAGCCUGUCUACAGCAGCCGAGUGUGUAAAAGUGGCUAAGGAACAUUGCCAGCAGUUGGGUGAUAUUGGGUUGGACCUUACUUUCAUCAUCCAUGCUCUCUUGGUAAAGGAUAUCCAAGGAGCUUUGCACAGUUAUAAAGAAAUAAUAAUUGAGGCCACUAAGCACCGUAACUCUGAGGAAAUGUGGAGGAAGAUGAACUUGAUGACUCCAGAGGCACUGGGGAAACUCAAAGAAGAGAUGAAAAGCUGUGGGGUGAGCAAUUUUGAACAGUACACAGGGGAUGACUGCUGGGUGAACCUAAGCUACACAGUAGUGGCCUUCACUAAACAGACUAUGGGCUUCUUGGAAGAAGCUCUGAAGCUGUAUUUUCCAGAGCUGCAUAUGGUGCUUUUAGAAAGUCUGGUAGAAAUAAUUUUGGUUGCAGUUCAACAUGUGGAUUACAGCCUCAGAUGUGAACAGGACCCAGAAAAGAAAGCUUUUAUCAGACAAAAUGCAUCCUUUCUAUAUGAAACAGUCCUCCCUGUGGUGGAGAAAAGGUUUGAACAAGGUGUAGGGAAACCUGCCAAGCAACUCCAAGACUUGAGGAAUGCAUCUAGACUUAUUCGAGUAAAUCCUGAAAGUACAACAUCAGUGGUCUAAUACAUAGCACUUGUAUUUUUUCCCCAGAGAGGUCUGUUAAUCUAUAUACAGCAUUACUAGUAUAUUAUUUAUAUAACAUUAAAAUCUUCUUUAUAUCCUUGAACAUAGUUUAAAAAAUAAAAAUGAAAAAGGACAUUUCUUAGAGAUCAAGAUCAGAAUGUGAAGGAGAAAGAAAAAAAUGGUUAAAAUUUAUAAAGGUGCAAAACCCUUAAUAUCAUUUGAACUCAUUAAUAUAUUCUUUAAUUAUCCCAAUUCCUUAUAGAUUGUUGGACAUGCCACAGUACUAUACUUCAUGAUCUAUAGGCCAGAUUACACUUAUUGUAUUAUUAAUAGUGUGUAUUUAUGCAGCGCCAAGAAUUAUCACCUCUGUAAUUACAUGCAAAUCAAACAGGUGAACUCUUUAUUUCCAAGUUCUGUAGGUCACUGGAUUACCAGAAGAAUUUUCUGUGUAUUUUCAAAGGUAUAGUGCCAUAUAAAACAACUCUUAACCUAAUAUUCUUCCCUUUUAAAAAAAAAUGUGAUUUAGUUAUGUGCAUAGAAUAAAAAAUAUUAGCAGACAAAAAUGUUCAAGAAGACAGUAUAGUUUGUUGAAACUGAGAAUAUGCCAAUACUAGUAUAUUAGAAAAAAAAGCAUUAAUAAAAAUAAAUGGUGCAGUUAAUUUUGCUGGCGCAAUUUGAAUAAACUUAAUUGCAUUUAUCUGGUUACUAUAUUUCAAAAAUAUGCUUCGGAAACAAUGCUUGAAAAAUCAAAGUGCUAUGACAGUCAUUUGCUUGUUAUUCUUGAAUUUUAUGAUUUUCAUUUCCUUUUCUUUGUUAUAUGUAACAGUGUGAGGAAUAUUUAACACCAUUAAUCUGCUUGAGAGUUCCAUUUUUGGAUUAUACACCGUCUCAGACUGCAGGUGGGAGAAAAAUCUUCAUUAAAAUGUGUCUUUUAGAUUCUGAUCUCUUAACAAAGAAUCUGAAGAAUUAUUAGAAUGUUAUUUCCCAAACACAAAUAUAUUCUGCCACAUUUAUUAGUAUUGAUUUCAAGAGUUGCAUUUGAGUGUUGUAGAAACCACUGAUAAGUCUUAUUCUUGGCUCAUCUUUAAAAAUGAAUGUAAUGCUUCAACCUAAUUAAAUACCAAGUGCUUUAAAGAGUCUUGGACUUCCCAAGACUAUUUUGACUUACUGUUUCAGCUAUCUAAUGGAUAGUUAAUUUUACUCUGCCUCAUUUUGUACCACUAUACCAUGAUUGCAUAGGAAAAAGAAAGGGGCCACACAGGACCUAAGGCCAUUUUAAAAGUUUUUCUUUGAUUCAUGAGUUUCUAUGGCCAAAUGAUCUAUCAUCUUGUAACCAGCAUUCUGCCCUAAUACAGCAGACUUUGACUGUCUUGGGGAUUAAACCUGAGUGAAACUUCCAAAGUAUAUGCUUUGUUGGCUUAGCUUUUGAGAACCCAGGAUUCUUGAUGCCAUGAUGAGGUAGUAUUGGAGUACUGCAGCAUAUUCUUUCCUUGGCUCCCAGUUGUGACUUCUGUCACAGAUGCCAUUUUCUAUGGUAUCUUUUCUGUUACAUAAAAAUUAGCAUCAUCUGAAAAUUGUAUGUAAUUAUAAAUGGAUUCCCAACAGUGAAAGCUCCAUGACCUAAUUACCAAUACAAUGAAGUAGGCAACUGUUUUUAAAACAUCUAAAGGUACCAGAAUUCCAGAUUUAUUUGGCUAGUUUUCUUAGAAAACCUCAGAGUUAUCUUGAUGGGAAGAAACUCAGACAUACCAGGUGGGCAGAAAUAAGAACGUAUCUUAAUUGAUGCUAUUGAAAAAUUCAGUUUCAUAAAGUUGGGGGGACAGUAUUAGAAUUUUGACGUGCCAUGUAAUGUCUUUAACAUCUUAUGGAAUCAAACAGUUUGUAAAUAUAUAAUGUAGGAUAUUUGAAGUGAUGCUGGCAAAAUUAAGGAGUUUUUUAAAAUGGAAAAAUAAGGCAUUAAGUAAUGAAAAUUUAAGAAAUGCACAUACUUUAUUAAUGCUUGCUUUGAAUAGACAGCUUUUUUAAAAACUAGAGUCAUUGGGAAUUUUCUGUGCUAUGUGCUGCUUUACCAUAGUUGUAAUUGAUAGAAAUAUGUUUUUUUGUGGGUCAUCUAAAGUAGGGAGGAUUAAAGCUCAUCAAAGUCAGGGUGGCCCUUGUGCCAAAUUGGAAAGAUUUGUGUAGCAUUGUUGAAAGUGGAUUAAAAUUAGAUUCCAGAGUGGUGAACUGAUUUUUCCUUUUCUGUUAAGUUCCAAAGCAGGCUUUAAAACUGAAUGUAGCUUGGAAUUACCUUGAAAUGGAAUAUAGAUUGUAAUAUUCAGCUUGAGUUGAUUAUCUUUCCUGCUUCUAUCCAGGAGUAAAGAAUCACAGAUGAUUUCAAUAAUUGCUCUUCAGAAAAAGCUCUGUGAACUCAGGCUUGUACUUGUUAAAAGCCCCAUCCUCAUAACUUCUGCCAGCUGAAACCCAUUUUUGCUUAAAAUACUAUGAAAGUUCAUCUAGGCAGUAUUGGCAUUUUAUAAUUGAAAAUUUGGGGCAUAAAUGAUAGGUGUUGUAUAAAGUGAAUACACAUUUUACAUGUUGGCAUUGCUGUGGUGUGAAUGGGCAUAAUUUGAAACUUAAAAAAUAAUAAAACCUCAAAGUUUCUUACACUGGACAAAA
Molecule: messenger RNA, 4966 nt
Organism: Monodelphis domestica (gray short-tailed opossum)
Lineage: Eukaryota; Metazoa; Chordata; Mammalia; Didelphimorphia; Didelphidae
Gene: EXOC8
Product: exocyst complex component 8
Biological process (GO): Golgi to plasma membrane transport; intracellular protein localization; exocytosis
Cellular component (GO): exocyst
Source: RefSeq, a predicted model, not a curated record